GUUCAUUGUCAUUCCAUUCUCAAAUUGAUGUAGCAGACCUAAUGUAGCAAAUGUAGCAUAGCUCCUCUGAACUUUUUGGAAGGUUUAAUGGUGUAACCAAUGGAAAAAUUUGCUGUUGAUUUAGAAAAAGUCCUGGACGAUUUUGAGAUUGACGAAGAGAAAGAAGAGUUAUUAACUCUGCAUACUGUCAAUCGUGCUGCCUCUUUUCCUCAGCCUCGCCAGAAUGUAUCUGUUCGGCCACCAGCUGCAAGUUACAGGCGACCCUCCUUUGAGCCUAUCAAUCUAGCGGAAGCAGAUUUUGCAGCCUCGCCACAGUCAACAACAGUGCACAACUACAAUGAAGAAUACUACAAUUCCACACUGUACUGUCAAAAAGAUAACUUACGCAAUGGCAACAGUGUUUACAGCAAGUUAAUCUCCAAAUCCAAUCAGUCUGAUGCUUCGCUAUACUCCAGGCUGAUCCCCGAGCAGAAUAUCUCACUCCAUGAGAAAAGUGUAAUUAACUCUGGUGAAUCCAAUUGGAAUAUCAAUAUCAACCCUGCAAAGUCAACACCUUCAGAUGAUAAUGCCAGUUACUCAAACCCAUAUAUACACUCUAUCAUCAAGACUUCGCAGCUGAAAGUACCUUUGGAGUAUGAAGCUCCGCCACCUUACUCUCUAUUACCUCCUCCUGAAGUCGUAUCUAUCAAGUUGAACCACGAAACAGCUUUAGAUGAGAAGCCUGACUUAAUUGAUACUAAAAAGUUCUCAGAGGCAACCAAUUCACACGAAGAAUUUUUGGAUAGUAAGCACUCUCAUUUACCAGAUGUGGCUGCUUCAGGACAGAACUGCAAAAAAUCAAUCAGUGCUUCAACGUUUUCAUCACAAAAUGUUACUCUGGAUCUAAUAAAUAGCAGUAGUGUUAUUAAUUCUGCCCUUAAUGCAGAAUCCCCACAUACAUCAUCCAAUGCUCCUAUUGGAUUCAAUACUUUGCACAAUGUUAGCGAUAGUGAAUUGGAGCAGUACCUGCAUGAACUAGAUGAACUGGAAGAUGACACAACUGAUGACUGCUCGCUAAUUCUUCACGACUCUGUGACAAAUAAUCUCGAAGCACUAGGAGCCAAUGUAGAAAAAUUUGAGAGGAGUGAAACAGUUCCUCUAAAUAUCAGUACAGAGGAAGAUUUUUCUAAUGAGGCUGAGAGUUCAGUAGUUAACACAAGCGAUUCCCAAAACCUCAACAUUCACUACAAUAUUCAGUGUGACUCUAACAAUGAUGUAUUCCUAUCCUCAUCUGAUGCGAGCUUCGUUGAUUCAGCAACAUCUAGUGUCAGAGAAGUAAAUGAAAGUGGCGGGAAAUCUGGGGAAAGUAGUUUUAACAGGACUGUUUCUGAAGUGGUUGACUUCAAGUCUGAAGAGACAGGAGAUAAUGUAAUAUUGAGUUCUAGCCACGAUCGAAAAGCACUAUUUCAGCAAAGCAUAGAAAGUACUAUUAUCACAAAUGAUCCAAUGAAUGGAACCAUCAGCGACGUUAGAGAAUCAUCAGAAAUAUCAUUUGACAAAAAAUGCACCAAAAUGGAAGAAGUCAGCACAAGUUCAAUCCACCACAAAAAUACAAAUGCAAAGAGUGACUUGUCAUCAGAUUCUCAAAUUUGUAACACUGAUAGAAUUGACUCAGGACCACAAGUAGGAAACAAUUUUGAAGAGAAGGACACAUCAAGAGAGAGCUACAACGGUGUGGAGGCUCAAGAGAUAAAUGAAAAUCUAGCUAAUGAAGCCGCAGAAGAUGAAACCACCAGUGAAGCCUCAACUUUGUCUGCUUCCUCUUUCUCAGGAGAGUGUGUUUUCGAAGAAUUUGUAAAACCUGUACAUCAGUCGGAGGUUGAAGAUCAAAAUAAUCUUCUCUCAAUAUGCUUGGAUACCGAAAAGAAUCAAAACACUUUAUCUGAUAUUGAAUCUAAUGUUGUUUCGAAUGAAACUUCAAUGUACAGUGAAGCAACUAAUACCAUAGAUGAAAAUGUAUAUACUAAUGAGAAUUGUACAUUAGAACUGUCGGGUGAAUCAAGGCCUGUGCGUCCAACCUCAUUACAAUUAUCAUCUCAAAUAACAGUUUCCUCAGAUAUUAUCGAAUCAGGGACAGAAUCUAACCUGGAAGCUUCAAGCAUAACUUCUGGUGAAUGGAAACUGGGAAAGUCCUCACCGUAUUGGGUCCCUGAUAGUGAAACUCUGAACUGCAUGCGUUGUGAAACAAAAUUCACUCUAAUCCGAAGGCGUCACCAUUGUCGAGCUUGUGGGUUGUUGCUUUGCUCCAAGUGUUGUAGUAUGAAAACGAAAUUAGAGUAUAUGGAAUAUGCAGAAGCAAGAGUUUGUCAGCAGUGUUACUCAGUGCUGGAGAAGGGUUUUGGUCCAGAACCUGAGCAAUCACCCUCGUCAACAAAUCGUCCCAAUCCAAAUAACCCAAUGGAGUAUUGCUCCACAAUUCCACCAUUACAACAAGCAGCUAGUGCAUUGCAUCAGCCACCUCCAUCUGUUCUAGUCCCUGUCGGAGUUCUAAAACGUGAAGGUCGCACUAGGUCUGAAACUCCAAAGCAAGUCAUUUUCAGUGAUGGAAUUAGACCUGGAGGUGAUUUAACAGAGCUUGACGAUGCUCCAGAGCCCCGGUUAUCUAUUAAGCGUCAAAGUCGACAAGUUAAAAUGAAAGCAGACCAACAUGGAGAUGAAAUGAGCUGCAGUAGUCGAACCGUUGAAGGAGUAUCAGAAAUGAAUCAUCGCAAAGGCUCCAAACACAAAUUGAUUAAAGGAGGAUUGUGUCGGCAUAAUUCCUCAUAUGUUGAAAUCGGUAGUCUACCUGAAAAUAUAUUACCUCGGAUCAUCACCCGAGAACAUGGUGAAACUCAACUUACUGAUUUAGAGAAACCUAUCACACUGGAAGACCCACCAAUUAAAUUUGCUAUCAAUCCAAAUCUUCUUUUAGUUGUUAAACGUCUAUUCCUAGAUUGUUGUGUCAACAAAGAAGUUUGGUGUUUUACAACGGAAGGACUCGCCUGUGUUUGUCAGGAUGAAAUUGUUUUUGUAAUUGAGUGCCUCCCGGACGAAGAAAAACCGCCCAAAGAUAUAUUUUUAUUUGUCAAUUCCAUAUAUAAACAAGCGCCCAAAGGCAUUAUUUAUAGUGAGCUUUCAUUUGCUUCAACAGAGAUGACUAACUUCCUUGGUUCUAAGGAUCACGGAGGAUUUUUAUUCAUCAGAACAUCUUAUCAAUGUGUAAAUAAGUUACUUAUACCUCCUGCUCCAUACCUAAUUGGAUUAUUAAUUCACAGGUGGGAAGCUCCGUGGGCUAAGUUGUUCCCUAUAAGAUUAAUGCUGAGGUAUGGGGCAGAAUAUCGAUACUAUCCAUGCUACCUUGUUUCAGUCCGUUUUAGGCAUUCAUUAUAUUUUGAUAUUGGCACUACUAUUAUUCGCUUUCUGGCAGAUUUUCGGAAAUUUGAGUAUACAUUAUCAUCUGUUCGUGGAUUGAAAAUUCAUAUGGAAGACCGGCAAACAUCAAUUCUUCUCCCUCGGAAUCGCUAUGACCAAGUAAUCAAAGCAAUCAACAAUUCCAAUGAUAGCGUUUUAGCAUUUAGUGGGAACUUUAGUUAUGAAGCAGAUUCACAUUUUGUUUGCAUGCAGAACAACGAAAAUGAAUCUUAUUUCACGCAAGCAAUUUAUAUUAAUUCACGACCUCGGAAGAUAACUGGUGCGAGUUUUGUCGUUUUCAAUGGAGCCUUAAAGCCUUGCGGUCUCACAGGAAAAUCAGUUCUAGUGGAAGAUGGUUUCAUGGUUUAUAUUCCGUCAGAAAGUAUGACUGCUCUUAGAAAUGCUUUGAAGGACAUGAAGGAUUAUUCAGUUGGCUGUGGCGAAAAUUCUGAAGUGGUUGUGCUGCUUAAAUGGUCUGAUGAUGACACUCACUUCAAUGUUGGAGUCAAAAGUGUUAUUGAUGGAAAAUCACUGGAUGGUAUCCCUUCCAUUAGGGUUCAUAAUGGCACUGACUUCUUUGGAAAUUCGAGGCUCAUUCGAUGGACUGAAGUUUUUAUAUUUCAUUCAGAAGAAGACAUUGCAAAAGGAGGAGACUCAAUUGAUGUCAGUCGGCUUUCUGAAUCCAUCGCACAAGCCACCUGCAAAGCUUUAGUUCCGUUAUUGGAUUUGUUAGCGUCAGUUUCACUUUAUACUUUAGCUCUUCGCGUCUCCAUCCAUCCUGACAAGGUCGGCUAUGAAGCUGGUAGCUGCAAUGAAAAAUUGCCUCCCUUAUAUAUGAAACGUUUGGAUGAUGGGCUCAUACCACUCCUACAUCAAGCAGCUAUAAAAAAUCAGGACUCCCCUACAACCCUUGAGCUAGUUUUUAGGGUGAUGGAACAAACUUGAGUCGAUUUCACCAUUUCACACGAGCCUGCAGUACGUCAUGUAAAGCAUAGGUGUGCAUACCCCUCUCCCCUGUUGACAACCCCGCCCCACCCUGACAUCUGUACUUUCGUUAUAAUCCUUGUUCGCGCUUACGCUUGAGUUAGCCGCCCAAAAGUUCCGAACCUUCAACGGUGUGUUGAAUGUAUCAUAAUAAUUAUUAGUUUUACUAUUGAUUCCUCCGACGCAAAAAGACCCGCUCCUCGAGCUGCCGCCAUUACACAGCCCAAUCCCUCAUGUACAGCGCUUCCUGGCGGCGGCUGUGCUUGCAUUGUAACUUCCCUCAUAUGUGAGAUGUCCCAUUCCGCAAUAUUUUUAAAAACCCUUAAAUGUACAGAUUUCGCCAAGCUCUGUCCUAUUCGUUUAUUUUUACGUGAUUGUAUGCAUAAAUACGAUGAAAUUUGCCUUCACUUUGUAUGCGUGAAGUAUCUGUUACUUCCGUACUGGCGGUCAUAAUAUAUCCAUUUGCGCUCUUUGUAGAAAGCAGGGAGGAGGAGGUGGGUCAGUUUCCCCUCCUAUUAUUCAUUUUAUAAUACGUUAAUUAAUUUUUGCUCUCCAGAAAUUAUUUAAAUAACUUCUCACGAUUGAUGGAAUAUUUGCUGUUUUGAUACGACCUUUUGAGGGAUGGUGUUUUGGAUAGAAACUCAACUUUCUGUAAAUAUCGUCAUUUUUUACAAUUUUAAAUAAAGCCGUGUCAAACCCAAAAA
This is a messenger RNA of Bemisia tabaci, 5117 nucleotides long. RefSeq names its product Smad anchor for receptor activation (gene Sara). Gene Ontology annotation, molecular function: metal ion binding. Gene Ontology annotation, cellular component: early endosome membrane. Gene Ontology annotation, biological process: endosomal transport. The record is from RefSeq and is a predicted model, not a curated record. Lineage: Eukaryota; Metazoa; Arthropoda; Insecta; Hemiptera; Aleyrodidae.